Messenger RNA from Magallana angulata, 5253 nucleotides. RefSeq lists its product as uncharacterized. The transcript is spliced from 4 exons. The coding region runs from base 758 to 4141 and encodes 1127 amino acids. NCBI's taxonomy places the organism in Eukaryota, Metazoa, Mollusca, Bivalvia, Ostreida, Ostreidae. The record is from RefSeq and is a predicted model, not a curated record.
CCUGGCGUUUAUUUGUGCGUCCGCUUGUUUCAUGUUGAUGUAUGUUCGUUUUACAUUUAUGUCUGUUGGUUUUACUUUUUGUGUUUGAUUUGUAUUUAAAUACCUUUGGUUGAUUUUUAUGUACAUUUAUUUUGCAAAGAAGACUGUUGGUUUUGCAUUUAUGGUCAUUGAUAAUAUUAUUUUAGAUUGCUGAAUUUAGUUUGUCGUUGAUUUUGUAAAAAUGUAUUUUUUGCCCUUUCCGCUGCCCAUAUUCUUGUUCAUUGGGGUAAUAUCUGUACUUGUACAUUGGAGUUAUUUUUGUCUUCAAUUGUACACUGGGGUAAUAUCUGUUCCUUUAUAUUGAGGUAAUUUCUGUACUUGUACAUUGGGGUAAUAUCUGUACUUGAACAUUGGAAUAAUUUUUGUCCUUAAUUUUACAUUGGAAUUAUAUCUGUACUUGUACAUUGGGGUAAUUUUUGUACUUGUACAUUACGGUAAUUUUUGUAAUUAAUUGUUCAUCGGGUAAUAUUUGUACUUGUUCAUAUGGGUUAUUUCAGUACAUUUAUUGAUUGUAACCAGAAGGUAUAUUUAUUGUUAAUAGUGACUUUUUUACUUCAGAUGGCUGGUCCAGUCAGAGUGACACUGUUACUCAGCUGCUUCCAGUAAAAAUGUCAUACCAGCGAUUGGAAAUAAUGAAAUAAACAGUUGAAGUUAAAAGGAUAACCCCCCCCCCCCCCCUUCACCUCCGGAUUAGGGUUUUCAGGAUUUUGGAAGUUGGAUGUAUGCGACCUUCAUCAGGACAGCAACAUUAGGGAAGAGUCGUUCUAAGACUGCCAUUUACCUAUCUGUGUAUGAUAAAAUGGGAACGAAAGAGUCCCCAUUCUGUAUCUACUUCACCAAACUGCAUCACUUUUAUAUGGGCGUGUGUUCAAGGGCUCUUCACAAACUACUACAGCAAGAAAUAGCCAAACAAAAUGUCGGCAAUUUUGUCAACUUUCUAAACAAACACACGGAGACGUUGUUCCACUUGAGAGGGAUAAGAUGCUGCUGUAAUAGGAAGGAAUAUGUGGUUUUAAGUAAAGAUCAGUGGAAUGACUUAUUUACCAAACCUAUGAGUCCAAUUCACUGUCCUCGAAAUCAACAGGACUGCUACCAUACUUACGAAGCUCAGAGAUACCUUACCGUGGACAAAGUGGAUUUUUCUCUUGCGUGUGUCCUUCUUCGGAAUAUAUGUGACCCGAAAUAUAAGAACAAAAUCAAGAUUUUUCAAAAAUGUCGUAACGAAUUUAUACAUAAAUUUCCUCCGCCACUAGAUCCAAAUGACUUUGAACUUCUUUGGAGAAAGGCCGAGACGUCACUGUGUGACGUCACCAAUGAUUUACCUGAGGGGAAAAAGCAACAGAUCAGUGAAGAUGCUGACACGAUCUACAACUACAGGGAAAUGUUGACCAGCUACUUAGAAAAUACGGUAUAUGAAGUUAAAGAAUACAUCAAGGAAAACUUGUUUUCACCGAUUAAAGUGUUGGACUUUGUUGUCAACACCCUGGAGCAACAUGGCGUUGCUAUCAUUGUUGGAUAUCCAGGGAGUGGAAAAUCUUAUAUCGGGUUAGAGGUUAUGCGAACCAUGGGCUCAAAAGACAAGAUAGUGCUUAAGGUUGACGAAGUCGAACUCUGGAACCGGCUGGUCCAUUCAAGAUUGGGGUACAUUGUCUUCAUUGACGAUUUCUUGGGAGAAUCUAACCUUGAUUCCGCAAAGUUCACAAAACUGAAAAAAUACUUCAGCACAAUAUAUGCUUGUGUGAAGAAUACCGAAACAAAAGUUGUUUUGACUGUUCGGAAAUCCAUUUACGAAAAAUGGCAUGACAGACUGGAAGAAACAUCGCCGAAGUUGUUUGAACCUCAUCAUGUUAUAGACUUAACCAAAGAAGUACAUCAAAUGUCCAAUGACGAAAAGAAAUCUGUUUUAAUGCAACAUUUACAAAUGGCUAAUAUUCAAAUUGUCAGAACCAAAAAAGAAGCAGCUGAGAGCAGUAAUCUCGUGAUUGAUCAAUUUACAGUGGACGCGAUUUCAGGCACAUUUCAUUUCAAUUUUCCAUUGUUGUGUUUCUUGUUUACCAGAUCUAAGAAUAUGCGGUAUUGGUCAAAAUAUUUUGAGCACCCUAGGGACACACUUGUAAAAACAAUAGAUGAAUUUAGGAAAAGUCAUGAAUUACGUGAAAAAAAGAAGUAUGCUGUUUUGUCUUUCUGUGCAAUAUCCGGUAACAAUAUUAAUGUCAGUCGCUGCAAGUUAGACAGGGAAUGUAUGCCUUUAAUUUGUACCUCAUUAGAACUCAGACAAAUCGAAGGGAGCAAUGCGGUCAAAGUUAUGGUGCAGGAUGCUGUAGAGGAUCUGAAGGACGAAUACUUAAGACAAAUUGAUAAGGAGACGUAUGAAUUCGUGCACCAAUCCAUCUUGGAGGCGACGAUACUCUCUUGUGGAAAAGUGUUUCCAGAGUUAGUAAUUGAACACUGUAGCAAAAACACAUUGUUUGAAUUGAUUCGAACUGAGAAUUACGAGGAGGGAAAGGGUGAACUUGUACUGAAGUUAGAUGAAGAGUAUUAUGAUAAAUUGAUAUCACGCUUCCUUAACGAAAUCAACACAAACCUCAAAGUGAUACCCCAUGUGUUACUUCACCCUGUCAUGGAAGACAGUACUAGUGGCUUCUGCCAACAGUUUCUCGCUCGUCUUAGUUCAUUUGUAUCCGCUGAAGAAACGCCGCCGGAAGUUAGUCAUGCCUGCUUAAUAGAGUCUUCAAAGUUGGGUCAACUCAACACAGUAAAAGCGUGUCUUUCUUUUAAAUUUCCCCAGCAUGUUUUUGAGACAGCACUUAACCAUGCAAGUUACAGCAACCGAGCUAACGUUGUUGUUUUUCUGUCAACUGCGUGCGCUACAGUAAAGUUCGAUCCGUAUUUUCUACAGGCGUGUAGCUUUGGGUGCAAGGAUGUUGUUUUUGCUAUGAUCGACAACGGUAUAGUCCAAGAUGUUGAUCGGAUUCAAGAAGGAAUAGUCCGAUCAACUAAAGCUCAUCACGUAAACAUCAGCAGGGGCUUAAUCAAAGAUUAUCGCUCAAAAACUGACGCUUGGACGUUCAAGAAGACCAUGUUAAAAAUCAUCAUAGAUGCAACAGAAGCAGGAAAAGCCGAUAUUGUUCAGGAAAUUAUUUCAGAUAAGAUAGUAAAUUUGAACGAAGAGGAUUUGAUAACAAUAAUUUUGGAGGCAUGUAUCUCAAACCAGUUGGAUUUAGCGAGAUUUCUUCUGUUAAAGUGUUGUGGUUCAACUGUCGCAGACCUCAACUCUUUUGUCAAGUGUCUCCUAGCUGGCAACAGAGGGAGCAUCGAUUUGGUUUUUGAUAUGAAGGAUUUUUUUCAAUCAGGUAAAUUUUUGAGCGAAAAGAACUUCAUCGGCUUACACAAAUUCUUCGGCAAGGAGAACAUCGAUUACCUUUUAACUUCCACGGGUUUCGGGAGUUACGUCAUAGAGAGGGCCCUGUCUUGUUUCCCGGACGACGUCGAGUCCGUCUGCUCCUCCUCGGACGUGAUUAGACACCUACUGUGGAUUGGGGGUCAUUCCGUGGUUUCUAAGCUGUGUCAAAGGAACCCCGACUUAAUACAAUCUCUCAAAAAAAUGGAGAAGCUUGUGGACAGUUACAACUUUGUGGAGUUUUCAGCAUUCUGUGGAUUUCCCCAUAUUGAUUUGAUUGCACAGGAAUGUUGGCACAAACGCGAUUCGUUAUUCCAUCAUUGCAUCGAAGGUUACAAAAUCAGUGGAAGAUUACCUGGUUUGGAAGUGGAGCUUGGUUACAAAAAUAGACACAAUGCUGUUAAUUUUUUCGAAACGACCUCUCGCCAGAGAGGUUAUGCCUCUUGUCUAAAGAAGUUAUACAAUGAAACCAUAGAGUUAACAAAGGAUUCACCAGCGAUAAGGUCUAUUACAAAAAUAUUGUGCGAAACGUUUGAAUCAGAUACUUUCGAUACUAUCAGAGACUUUUUGAAUUUUCGAAGUACAAAUACCUCAAGACUCUUUCCAAUAUCGUCUGCGAAAAUGGAUGUUUUACAUCUCUUACGUCAUAUUCUUCUCCACCAUGUCGAUCUGAUGCAAGUACAGGCAAUUUUUGAUUCGUGAGCUUAAUGGACUGAUAAAUAUAAGGACGGAAAAGAAGACAAAAAUUGAUAAUAAUUUUCACGAUCAAAUAUUCGACGGACAGGAAGUGAGGCACAUAGUUAUAUUUUUAUAUCCACGAUGUAUUUUUCCUCUAUUUCUUAAAAAAAAAUAAUUGUACAAGAUAGAGAUCUAAACUGAUGAGGCUGAGAUUUUCGCAAUCCAGUGAACCAUGUGUCAACGUAAUGGUUAUACUUUUAAAAGACUGCCUUUAGAUGCAGUGUUAGAGGUUAACCAAUUUCAUGUCGGCGUUAAGUGGCUAUAUCAUAUAGAGUCGUUUUAACAAGGCCUUGGACUUUCAGUAGGACGUAGCUAUCUAUUUCUUGCUUCAAAACAAGUUAAAAGUGACGCGAUUUCAAGCGAAAUAUGCACCGAUUGUGCAGUCUUAGCUUAAAUGCCAGACAAAUCUCAUUGAUUUCAGAGAGCAAUGGCUGAGUGGCUGACAAUGAAAUUAUAGACAGACAUACGUCACAUUGCUGUUUAACACAAUCACCCAAAGUCCAAACUCUUGUUAAAAUGGUUCUAGUUUUAACAUCGUCUCUUUGAUGUCUUCUUUGCUAUUGACUUUGCGUGAACGAUAUUUUGAUUGAUCGAAAUUAGAGCAACACUGAGAUCACGACCACAAUGGGUCUGCACGGGCGGAUCUCGGGCUUCUAUUGGACCUUUUCUUACACAAUGUUUAAAAAAUAAGCAUGGUUUUCGGUCUCCAAUUUAUAAUUUUACAAAAUUAUAGUUGUUUGCAUGCUUCAGUAUGAUGACCGAUCUUUGACAGUAUACUUUUACUUCCUCUAAAUGUUAUUAACAUUGUCGACUGUGACAUAAUAGUAAUUUCAUUGUGAACACAAUUGUGUGUACAAUGUACGUGGAUGUACUUGUUAAUCAAAUGACGAUUUAUCAAUACAAUGGAGAUCGUUAAAAUGUGUACGGGAUGUGAACUUGGUUGAUCGGCUGAUCAAAUCCUAUCUGUAAUGUUCGAAGAUUUAAACAAUUUGGCAAUUUUUAUAUUUCUGUGAACUGAUAUAUACAUAUAUUUUUAUAGUUUAAGAAAGAGAAACUAUUAAAAUAUAUAUAUUUUU